ACAACGAAAGUGGAGCGAGUCAAAAUUUGCCGUAUUGACAUUCACAGUUGACAGUUUCGGGACUUUUUAUCAACUGAACUGCUAAUUAAAUAUUUUGUUACAAAAAUUGAUUUUAAAACUAUAAAAAUUCGACAUGGGAGACAGAAUGGCGUAUUUGGAAAGUAUCGUUUCAAAAUUGGCGAAAUGGACACACUUUCCGGAAAGCAUCAACUUUGAUUUUCCUUCGGAAGACCCACUUUCGCCCGAAUACGAAUAUGAAGAAAUUAAUUCACAUUCUCGGCGACGAGAUAGACAAUCUCUUUCAUUUCCACAAGCCACAGACUCUGCCGAAUAUCCUGCUCCUAGUCCUCCAAAUGGGGUCCCAAUCAAGUCUGAGGUCAACUUCGAACAAGAAAUGGAGACCGAUUUUUUGAUUGAAACUGAAAGUGAAGAUACUUUUCAACUAGACUACGAUCCAGAUUAUUUACCACCUUCAACCUGCCAUUCUACACAAGAGAAAAAUAAUCAAAAGGCCAGAAAAAGCGAUAUCAAUCAGUCUGAGAAACAACGGAUAAAGUCAAAAAGGAAAACAACCCAAGACAGUGUUCGGGCGCUUCUCUCCAAGCCACUUGAUAAUUACGUUGAAGAUGGCCAAGAUGCUACCGGUUCACAAAAUCUUGUUAAACAACCCGGAUUCGAAAGUUUUCCACGAUUUCAAUUUUUAUUCGAAAACCAAUUUAACUACCUCGGUCAUGAAAAAAUGUCCAACAGAUUCUUCGCAACUUGCAAACGAUGCUCGGAAAUGGGUCGUAGUAAAUUCUACUCGUUUGACGUAAACAAUUUCAAAACCAAUGGAAAUCGGCAUUUCCAAUUGUCUCAUAAAGAUGUUGUAUUGGAGACUAAAAAAGAGAAUCCUGCCAUUCCAGAAUUGUCUACUUUCACUCAAGCUGGAUAUUCAAAAUCCGACCCUAUUCAAGCUUUGUUUGAUUCAAAUUUGCAAGAUCUGAUUUCAGUUGAUGGCCUGCCCUAUUCAUUUAUCAAUGGGUUGGGAUUUAGAAAUUUAAUACACGACCUUAACCCACGAUUGAUCCUACCAGACCGAGUGACACUCGCCAGACGCUUAAAUAACACGGUUAAUACUACUAUCAGACCAAAUUUUAAAACCCCAUUUAAGAAUGUCCUUGAGAAUAAUGUGCACGUGACUACAGUUAUUUGCACAACUAAGCAAGGUGACAAAAUAAUUGGGAUUAAGUGUCACUACAUACAAACAGUUGAAAAUCCCAAAAGUUGGACCCUGCUUUCAAAAGUACUCGCAGCCGAGGAGUUUAUGGACCAGUCAUCUGGAGAAAGUAUAGAGGACAAAUUUCAAAAAUCUCUUAGUACUUUUGGUAUUGAUAUCAAUCAGAUUGGAUAUCUUGUGACUGAUGGUAAAAACAACAUGGUAUACGAAUCCAUUAAUGAGAAGGACGAAACUAUUCAAAACGGGGAUAGCUUUUCGGAUAGACCAGAAAUGCACAUCGAAGAAGAUUCUUCCGAUAUAAGCAAUGGCUCAGACGAAGAAGAUGACGAAACCUUAGACUUUGAUAUAAUGGAUGACUCUGGCACAGACCGCAACAUAAAUAUCACUCUUGGAGAAAAAUUCCGGUUUUCUUGUUUUGCUCAUCGCUUUCAACUGGUCGUGAAGGAUGUCUUGGCAAAUGAAGGAAGGGAGAAGUAUGUUCUGAAUUGUGUAUGCAAUAUCGUGAAAUGUUUCAUGAGAUCAAGUCACUGGCGAAAACGAUUAAUAAAAGUAUUAGGCAAAGUACUUUUAAAACCAGCUCUUUCUUGGUGGAAUUACGUGUACUAUGUUUCGGAACGACUGACCCAGGAUAAUGCAUAUGAAGAGGUUUGCAACCUAAUUCACGAGGCAAGCACCGGUCCAAGAAAGCUGAAAAAAUUGUUGCCAAAUGUGGAGGCCAAACAGAACAUUGUAGAACUUUGCAAUCUUCUUAGACCCAUUUCUCAUGCAAUAAAUCAGCUUCAAGGGGAUGGAAUCACAUCGAGCUUAAUUUACUAUACUGUCGUCACUGCAUAUGAUGAAAUCGCAAAAACUCCAACCAAUCUGUUUACAUACAUGAAGUCCCAAUUACUGGACGGGUUGAAAGCCCGAUUUGAGGGAAGCCUGACGGACACAGUCGUCGUAUUAAGUGCAUUGCUGGACCAGCGGCAAAAACUUGACACCUUUACAUUCCAACCAGCAUCAUUUGGUACAGCAAGCCUUCAAACGCCCACAACUACCACAGUGACUGAAAUAUUGGGGAGUUUUUACGAAUCAGAGGAUAAAGAAGCUGCUGACGAGAUGCAACGCUAUCUACAAAUAGCUAGACAGCCCAACUCGGACCCCUUAGAAUUUUGGGCACAAAACGAAUCCAAUUUCCCAACUUUGUCAAAAUUAGCAAUAAGAUAUCUUGCCAUCCCUGCGUCGACAGGAGGCGCAGAUGCAUUCUCUCGACUUUUAUCUCUUGGCCGUGGAAGAAGAUCUUCUCUAACUCCGAUGUCCGUACAGAAUAUAUUGCUUCACAGAGAACAUCGACUCCCUAUUUUAAAUGCAAAAUUUAAAUUAAAAAACGUGUUGGAGAAACGUGUAAAGAAACCCGGCAGAAAAUCCAACAAAAGACUGAAGUCGGAUGAAACAGCUUAGGUUGAAAUUGUCACUAUGUCGAAUAGUUUUAUGACUGAAUUUAUACAUUUCUUACUCAGGUACGUAUCUAUUAUGUACGUAACCCAUACAUUCCCAACGGAAUUAGAUAUGUAAUUUUCAUAAAUAGAAGAAGUCAAACGAAGUAAUAAUAAAUAAAUGAUAUGUACAUACAUAAAUGAAACUAACA
Molecule: messenger RNA, 2846 nt
Organism: Folsomia candida
Lineage: Eukaryota; Metazoa; Arthropoda; Collembola; Entomobryomorpha; Isotomidae
Exons: 10
Coding region: 134-2659 (841 amino acids)
Molecular function (GO): protein dimerization activity
Source: RefSeq, a predicted model, not a curated record